Molecule: messenger RNA, 1580 nt
Organism: Teleopsis dalmanni
Lineage: Eukaryota; Metazoa; Arthropoda; Insecta; Diptera; Diopsidae
Gene: tank
Product: etoposide-induced protein 2.4 homolog
Exons: 5
Coding region: 152-1261 (369 amino acids)
Biological process (GO): macroautophagy
Cellular component (GO): endoplasmic reticulum
Source: RefSeq, a predicted model, not a curated record
AACAAAGACCUUCUUGUACUAUAAACACGCAGCUGAGUAAAGUGGCAAAAAGGCACCCAAACAGGAGUUAAUGCAUUUGUCUCGUCAAAUGCAUUCAAAGAGCAAAUGAUAUUUAGGAUAACAGCACGAUUUGUUUUGAGUAGUGUCAGUAAUGGAUACAUUUAAGAAUAUAUGUACUGGAGUGUUUUAUGGCUUUUGGGACAGCAUAAAAGGAAUUUCUCUCCUCUUUUCUAUUGAUGCAGAAAUACAUAGACAUAAUGCGGAAAAAGAAAUGGAAAAGCAGCUACGUUUAAAUCAACACAAAUAUAUAAGACGAACACCAUCACCUACACCCUCAUCAGCAUCAGCCAUGUUUCGUCAAAUUAAAGAAAGUGAAAUGACAGAAUUUAAACUUCGUGACAGCUCAGAUGAGCGAAGUUUAGAAAGCAUUAGGAAACCAUCUACGACUUCAAUAGAAAAAACUCCUAAAGGAGAAAUGAAGGUGACCAAACAAAUUCUGAAAUGUUGCGCUUUAAAUGGAGGGUUUACGUGGCUUAGUAUAAUCAUUUUUGAACAAUUUCUGCUACCAACUAUAAAAUUAGUGUUAACACUGUGCUAUGGUGACAACUCACAAGAACUGCAUACAGUGUGGGCUUGGUUACAGCCCAUACUAUCAAUUAUAUUUGGGAUGAUGUGGGUUUUGCCAAUUUUUCUAUUAAGCAAAUUAGUAAGUUCUCUAUGGUUCGCAGAUAUAGCGAACGCUGCAUAUCGUGUCCGAAAAGGUCGUCCACAAAUGAUACCGAACAUAAGUAAGCUUGUCGCAGACUUUCUUUUCAGUUUAGUGGUGCAGGCGUUGUUCCUAGUGCAGAGCAUGUUAAUUAAUUUAUUACCUUUACGAUAUCUUGGCACAAUGCUGUGUUUUGUUCACCUCUGUUUGCUUUAUUCUUUAUAUUCAUUUGAAUAUAAGUGGUUCAAUAUGGGUUGGGAGCUGCACAGGCGAUUGAGCUAUAUCGAAAACAAUUGGCCAUAUUUUAUUGGAUUUGGUAUACCACUUACAAUUUUGACAAAUUUGUCAACGUCCGUUAUUGUUAGUAGUUGCAUAUUUUCUAUAUUUUUUCCACUAUUCAUACUUAGUGGCAACGAAGCGAAACCGUUGAUCGGAACCACCGAUGUUCCCAUGCGCCUUUUUUCACCGGUAAUUUUUGUAUCAAAUUUAUUUUUCCGAAAUUCCGACAAUCGCGCAAGGAAAAAACUGCCAAACAAACAUCAAAGAAGUAACUAACGUAAAAGUAUGUCAUAUACUUAUAUAUAUGUAUAUAUAUAUAUAUAUUUGGAGAGGGACCGAUAAAUAAUGAUAUCUAGGUUAAAAUAAGUAAAAAAUUUGCGAAAACUGAUACAACGAUGGCUAGCCUUUUUGUAAUCCAUUUAUUUAUGUGUGUACAUUGUGACUAUAUUUUUAAUAAUGUAUGAAUUUAUAUUUUUUCUAUUAGAUACAUAUACAUAUUUAGUUAAAUUUUUUUUUUAAAUAUAUGCAUAGGUAUGUUUUUACCUAUAAUUCAGUCCGCUUUAUAUUCCUCUCAUUACCUUGACUUGACAUUAAA